AUGCCUGUUCCUGUUGAAUACAAUUCCAUCCGUCGCAUGAGCACUAUCACUGUACCCAAGCAGGACAUCAACUUUGAUACCUAUGAUUUUCAGCUUUGUGUACCCCAAAACGACAUCAAGGAUGCCUUUGAAUCAAAGGAUUUGGAGGCCUCUUUCUGUCGUGAUUUUGCUUGCUGUGGCCUCAUCUUGAAUGAUCUCCACGAUCUCCUGCAACAUUAUGAAGAGUGCCAUGUUCGCUUGGAGGACGACGAGAACAGCUUAUUCGAUGAUGAAUCAGAGAACUCUUGGUCACCUUCUCUGUCAUUUGCCUCUCUUCCUACUUCUGAUUCUACUACUGCUCCCAAUAGCCCAUUAUUAGAUGACAGCGAGUGGAACUUGUCCAACUUGGAUACUAUCAAAAAGAGAGCCGCUGCUUAUCUCUCUGAUCUCUACAAUGCUACCUCUUCGUCAUCCUCUGCAUCAUCAUCCACAUCAUCUCAGUCAUCAUUGCCUGCCUCACCUCGCUCAAUUGCUGCCACUACCGCUGUUGUCGAAGAUGAAGAACCUGUUAAGAAAUCAAGCGGCAAAAAGAGAUCCUACAGCCCUUCUGCUUUGGACCUUUUAACUCAGUCUGCAGCUAAAAAAUUAGCUUUGGCUUCUUCCUUUCAUGGUGGUGACCUUCCCACACCUAUGAUGACUGAUGAGGAUUUCCUCGCCCAAGCUGGUGCAUUGUUAGCUUCUGCCAACACAAAUGCUAAUGCUGAUAAACCUUACAAAUGCCCUGUCUCUGGCUGUGAUAAGGCUUACAAGAACCCCAAUGGUCUUAAAUACCACAACCAACACGGUCAUUGCAACCUUCUUGAUGAAGACAACGACAGCAUUGCCUCCAAGCCCUACCAAUGUACCAUUGGCGAAUGCGGCAAGCGUUACAAAAACUUGAAUGGUCUCAAGUACCACAUUGAACACUCUCAUAUGGCUGCUUUGAAUCAAACAUUGGCUUCAUUUGGCUCGUCUUUGUUCUCUGCCUCCACUCCUGCAUCUCCUGCAUCCUCCUCUGCCAGCAGCGUCCUCAGCUCUGUUGUCUCUGGCUCAUUAUUCUAA
Messenger RNA from Mucor velutinosus, 1080 nucleotides. RefSeq lists its product as uncharacterized. NCBI's taxonomy places the organism in Eukaryota, Fungi, Mucoromycota, Mucoromycetes, Mucorales, Mucoraceae. The transcript has 3 exons. Gene Ontology annotation, cellular component: nucleus. Bases 1 to 1080 code for a protein of 359 amino acids. The record is from RefSeq and is a predicted model, not a curated record.